Microplitis mediator is the source of this 2283-nucleotide messenger RNA. It is a transcript of the gene Vha44, whose product is annotated as V-type proton ATPase subunit C. The record is from RefSeq and is a predicted model, not a curated record. Gene Ontology annotation, molecular function: proton-transporting ATPase activity, rotational mechanism. Gene Ontology annotation, biological process: proton transmembrane transport. The coding region runs from base 227 to 1390 and encodes 387 amino acids. Gene Ontology annotation, cellular component: vacuolar proton-transporting V-type ATPase, V1 domain; lysosomal membrane. The transcript has 6 exons. NCBI's taxonomy places the organism in Eukaryota, Metazoa, Arthropoda, Insecta, Hymenoptera, Braconidae.
UCAUCAGCUGGUAAAAAAAAUCUGUCCAACGUUAAGACCAGAGUUACAAGUCUUAGCUUAGCCCCUGGGCGGGUCGUGAAAACAACAGAACAGACAUCACGUGAAUUUACGAUGGUUUCAUUACAAUUAACUCACGCAAUAUAGUUUAUCCAUCACUUCAGAUUACAAUUGUCUCAACAAAUUAACCAACUGGACCAAAUUGAAUUUAAAAAAAUCCUGAAUUAAGAUGACGGAAUACUGGUUAAUAUCAGCCCCGGGCGACAAGACCUGCCAGCAGACAUGGGAAACGAUGAACAACUUGACAUCGAAACAGAAUUCGCUGUCCGCGAAUUACAAAUUCCAUAUCCCGGACCUCAAGGUCGGGACACUCGAUCAGUUAGUCGGGUUAUCAGACGACUUGGGCAAGCUGGACACCUUCGUCGAGCAGGUAACACGUAAAGUUGCCGUCUACUUGGGCGAAGUACUCGAAGAUCAGCGAGACAAACUUCACGAAAAUCUUAUGGCCAACAAUAGUGAUUUGCCGACGUACAUAACACGUUUCCAAUGGGAUAUGGCGAAAUAUCCGAUAAAACAGUCGCUAAGAAAUAUUGCUGACAUAAUAAGCAAACAAGUUGGCCAGAUAGAUGCUGAUUUAAAAACUAAAUCUACUACAUACAAUAAUUUGAAGGGAAGUCUCCAGAAUCUUGAGAAGAAACAAACUGGAAGUUUGUUGACUCGAAACCUCGCAGAUCUUGUAAAAAAAGAACAUUUUAUUUUAGACAGCGAGUACUUGUCAACUUUACUUGUAAUUGUACCUAAAUCAAGUUUUCACGAAUGGCACGCUAUAUAUGAAAAAUUAACAGACAUGAUUGUACCACGUAGUACACAAUUAAUAACUCAGGAUGCCGAGUAUGGUCUAUUUACAGUAACAUUAUUUAAAAAAGUUAUUGAAGAAUUUAAAUUACAUGCACGUGAAAAAAAGUUUAUUGUACGUGAUUUUACAUAUAAUGAAGAAGAAUUAGCUGCUGGCAAAAAUGAAAUAACAAAAUUAGUUACUGACAAGAAAAAACAAUUUGGGCCACUUGUUCGUUGGUUAAAAGUUAAUUUUAGUGAAUGUUUCUGUGCUUGGAUUCACGUUAAAGCAUUGCGUGUUUUUGUUGAGUCUGUUUUGAGAUAUGGAUUACCAGUUAAUUUCCAAGCUAUUUUAUUACAUCCCCAUAAAAAAUGUACAAAGCGACUACGUGAUGUUUUAAACCAACUUUACGCUCACUUGGAUUCUUCAGCAGCUUCCGGUGGUCACUCUGCUAAUCAAGAUAGUGUAGAUAUUCCGGGACUGGGUUUCGGACAGAAUGAAUACUUUCCAUAUGUUUAUUACAAAAUAAAUGUUGAUAUGGUUGAUAGUAAAGUUUAAGGUUACUAAUUAAUAAUUAACUAUAAAUAAUGAUUAAUUAAUAACAAACAAUUAAAAUUUAAACUAUCUAAGCAAUUAAAAAAAAAUUAUUUUAAAGUUAUUAUUUCGCACAAUUUUUUUUUUCUUUUUUUUUCCGUAAAAAAUUUAUUUGAAUAAAUAAAUACAGAUUAUUUAAAGUAAAAAAAUUAUAAAGUAUAAAAAUUAACUUGUAAAUAAUUUGAAUAUAAAAUUUUAUUGAAACAAUACAAAGUUUAUUAAUUAAAUAUUUUUAAAAAUUAUUAUUUUAUUUCGACAUUUUAAUAUCAUUUCAAUAUUUAAAAAUACAUAAAUUAAAAAUAUAAUUAAUAUUGUUAACCAUUAAAAUAUUUUUUUUUUUAUCUCUAAUUAAAUAUCGUUAAUUAAUCCUUGAAUUACAAAAAUUUGUAUUUUUUAAUUUAAAAGCUUCAAAAGCUUCUAGAGCUUAGAAAAUUGUUUCUACGAUAAAAAUCAUAAGGAUUUCUUUUGUAGGGCUUAAAAUUCUCUAUAAAAAAGGUCUGAAUAAUUUUUAAAAAAUUUUUAAGUUUCGACCUGCAAUUUUAGUUUUAUUUUUUCAAAUUUCAAAUUUUUAAUAUUAAAAAAACCAUAAGAGCGCCUGGUGUUUUAAAAAUGAUUCUGCGAAAAAAUUUACACGGACCUUUUUUAUAGGGCUUAAAAUUUUCUACAAAAAGGUCUAAUUCAUUUUUCCAAAAUUUUCAAUUUCAAACCCGUAAUUUUAAGUAGUUUUUUAACACAGUCGAAAAUAAAAAAUUCAAAGAUUAAUUAACAAUUUUAUUUUAAUUAAGCAGAUAGAAAAACAUAAUGAUUAUUAAUUUGAAUGAUGAAAAAUUAAAAACAUUUGACAAAAAAAAAAAAAA